Messenger RNA from Pezoporus occidentalis (night parrot), 403 nucleotides. Its product is annotated as adenylate cyclase type 10-like. The annotation marks the transcript as partial. The record is from RefSeq and is a predicted model, not a curated record. The transcript has 3 exons. Gene Ontology annotation, molecular function: adenylate cyclase activity. Gene Ontology annotation, biological process: intracellular signal transduction; cyclic nucleotide biosynthetic process. Gene Ontology annotation, cellular component: cytoplasm. Lineage: Eukaryota; Metazoa; Chordata; Aves; Psittaciformes; Psittacidae.
AUGGCCAAGACCAUCAGCCUUGUGGUGCACUGUAGCUGGCAGAUCCAGAAGAAGUACCGGAGGCAUGACAUGCUCGUGGGUCAGAAAUUCCGACUUAAGAUAGGGAUCUCUGCAGGGAAUAUGCACCACCUGAGGUUUGGAGACGAGAGGCAGCAGUACUUCUGUGUCAUUGGCAAGGCCCUGGAGGAUGUCUGUGAGGCCGAAAAGCUUGCGGAAGCAGGUGAAAUUGUCCUCUCAGCCUCCUGCUGGGAGCUAUGUGAGAAGCACAGGCUCAGAACCAGCCAUAUUGCGGGCAAAACAGCUGUGAAGGUUACGGGCAUGAACCAGAUGUCUCUGUCGGAAUGCCAAAAUGUUUUAGACAAGCUUCCACAGAAGGAGAAGUGCUGCUUCACGGAAAACGAAU